This is a messenger RNA of Xyrichtys novacula (pearly razorfish), 7902 nucleotides long. NCBI's taxonomy places the organism in Eukaryota, Metazoa, Chordata, Actinopteri, Labriformes, Labridae. The record is from the annotation of a GenBank genome assembly.
AGACAUUAGUUGGCAGAAGAAAUAGCUUAGUAGACAUGGUUGUCAACAUCCCAGGAGUAAUAGCAAUGCUGGUUUUCUACAUGCUGGUUCUGGGUACAGGUAUCUGGGCUUCUUUCAAGUCAAAGAGGGAACAGAAGAAAAAUGCAGCCACAGAAAUGGACAUGGCCUUGCUGGGAAAUAGAAACAUCAGCUGGGUGGUGGGAAUCUUCACAAUAACCGGUAAGAGCUGCACAACAAAGAGGAGGGAAGAAGUCAAAUGGAAACUGUGUUUUAUAAACAAAAUCAUAGUUGAUUUACUGACAAAACUUUAAUGUCAAAGUAUGGAAUUUGUCUUGCUUCAGCUUCUGCUCCAUUUACAAAAUAGAAAAGAUAACACAGAAAAGACAUACACAUUAAAACCAACAUUUCAAACAUCAGACAUCACAUUUAGAGGCCUCUGACAUACUCUUAAAUACUGAACUUAAUAUUCAUCUUAAGAACUGAAGAGUGUAAAAGAGUGUUCAAUUUGAUCAUAAUCAGAAUAUGGGACCCUGUAUUAUGUAUAUAUAUAUACCCUGCGUACAGCUGAUAAUGUGGAACAAUAGUAAAAUAUGCCUGCAAAGACAGCUAAUAACAAGCUUGAACAUGUCAGUUUAAUGGAAAUAAUGUUCAUUGUAGAAGCAUUACAGAAGGUCUUCAUCCAAAAAAAGGAUUUGUCUACCACUGAUAAUAAAUUUUAUUUAAUUUUUUUCUAAAUAUAUAUUAAUUCAUGUAUUAUGAUCCCUUUCCAAAACAAAUGAUCUGUGCUAUUAGAGUAAAAGGUAAAUUAUGGUACAGAAGAGACUAAUUCUAUACAAUGAAAAAAAGUUGUAAGUAAGUUGUAAUUUUUAAUUCCCUUGAAGACUCACAGAGAAAACAAACAAAACAAAAAAGCAGGAGUCAAAAACAAUAACAUAUAGAAAUGGUUUUUUUGUCUGUAUACAUUUUGAAGUCCACUGUAGAGUCAAUAUCGUAUCUCCUUGCAGCAAAACACAAAAAUCAAAAUUCCAUUAAGCAAUUCGAUGUUUUGAAUAAGUUGACAUGCCAGCAAAUCUUAUUAAAAUAAUCUGUCAACAAACAAUAUGCUAUACUGUAAAAGUAGACUGCAAUCUGGGCUCUUAUUAAAACAUUCAUGCAGCUAUUAUGAAAUCCAUGCUUAAGUAUACUCAGUAAGUCUUUGAUUAAUGAUUGCAAUUUAUUAGAAGAGAUGAAGAGUGUAACAACAAGGGCACUUUUGAGGCUGUUUGUGACCAAACACAAAGUGAAGAAACCCACUAAAAACAGAUGCAUUUCACAAAAAAUAGAGUUGUCUAGCAGAGUGCAGAAUAAAAACUCAACUACUAAAACUAAGUAACUAAGCAUAACUACUUAUGCUUGUAUGGACAGGAUGCAAAUGCAUCGUAAAACAUGGCCACACAUUCUGUUUUUGUAACAAUCUAAAGACUGCCUCUUUAUAUGCCUUCAAGUCAUAACCUAAAUCAACUUUGGAUCAAACCAAUUAAAACAGUGAGUACUAGUUUCAUCAGCCAGCUCCAGAAACUCAGCUUCUAAUGAGGUAUGCGAGUUGAGUUGUUGUCACAUAGCCCCCACAGUUAGGAAGCUUAAUGUUGUUACCCUAACACUAACAGCAAAGUUCAGUCCAAAGGGGAAAAGUAAAGGGAUUGUUAUAUUUCCCUGGGUUUGUCAUGGUCAAGCCAUGUGAUUGUGUGUCUUACUCUUGAUAUUUUACCAUGUCUUUAGUUUUGACGUACAUUGUAUUGUGUAACCAGGUGCUGAAAGCUGUUAGAUCACCUCCAGUCUAUUGUCAUUAUGGGCGGGGAGUCUUCUGAGACAAGCUCCUUUUUAUGUUUUCCCACAGCCAUCCGGGAAUCUCUAAUCACCUGAGGGGUUUUUGGGAGUCGUCAAGAAGCAAUUCCUCAUUUUUGAAAUGCUAACCAAAGGCUUUCAGGUUUAACAAGAUAAACAACAGAUUAUUCUUAUUGCUUGUCUUGUGAUUUCCAAGACACUGAGUUAGCUACACAGCUUUAAAAUUCUACCGCCGAGCCAAGGCUGCACCAGUAGGCCUAGGAAUACUGAUUGGUGGAAUGAGACACAAUAAUUUGGGAAAAAACUGACACCAGAUGCAGCAUGUCUCAAGAAAAUGAUACUGGGCCCAACACUAACUCUCAAGAGACACCACAAGUAGGAGGGGUGCCUCAGAGGGAUAAUCACUCAGAUAGACAGGGAGAUAAACCUCUGUAUCUCUGGAAGGACUGAAGAGCAACUGAAAAUGCCUCAGUGAACUCCAGCACAGUUUUUCAAACUUCUUGCCCAUCAAAUGACUUAGGUAGAACAAACACUCUCAUAAUACUCAUCAUUUCCUGUUUUGCAUGUCCCUGUUUCAAAAUCUUGUUUAAAAAUGUAAUGUAAAGUUGUCAUAGCAUAAACUUUUUGAUUAUUUUAGUCCAAGUUCCAGUGAAAGGUAUUAAAACCAUGCGUGAUGACAUGAUACAACAGAGCUGACUGGGGAAAUUAGUGAAACCUCUUGAAUGUAACCAAGCUAGACGAAUAGCGUAAAGGAGUUGGGCCACCAAACAAAAACUGAAUUGUCUGAAAUAUUUUUUAACUCAGAUAUUUUUCCCAGAAUUAUAAAAUUAUCCCGAAAAUCAGACUUUUUUCUCAAAAUUUUGCCUUCGCCUCCUUAGAGUUCUGACUUUUCAGAAUACUGAAAUUAUUCUCAUAAUAUAAAAACAUAACAUAAAAGAUUCCCAAUUUUGAAAGCAAUCUGAGACAAAAAUUCCUAAGACUUCCUAAGAAUUCUACCUUUAAAUUUGGAAUUGUAACUUUUCCCUCAAAUAAGGCAGUGGUUAAUUACUUCCCGUUUCUUUUAAUUGGUAUAUGUCAGCGAUGUCUUUUUUUGAUAACUGAAAAAUUACUUUUAAUAUGACAUUUUGCCAUCAACAGUUUUUCAUAAUGUUACUAUGAUAUGACUUUUUCUUUACACAGUGCUCUUUGCUGUUUCUACAUUUAAUUUUUUACUGUUAAACACUGUCACUGUUUUACUGCAGCUACGUGGGUUGGAGGAGGCCUUAUUGUUGGUACAACUGAGAUGGUGUACACGCCUUCAAUGGGACUAACCUGGGCCAUCACGAUGAUAUUGGCAUACAGCGCAUCUUUCAUCGUUGGUAGGAUAAUUAUUUUAAGAGAUACUGCAUUUCAAUAUAAAAGACCAAAAGCUACUAAACAUUUAAAGCUAGACAUAUUGGGACUUAUUUCCUGCCUUUUUGACACAUUUCUCAGUCGGAGGGCAUGCCUUAUUGAUUUCACACUCAGAUUUUUUUGUGCCUUCUCCCAGUUUGACCUUCAUAUUUGCUGUGUUUGUGCAUAAAGUGUAUGUUUUCACUCACAAAUUGCGCAGCUCUCCUUGUCCUUAGGUUGUCAAACUCUGGCUCUUUUCUCUGAUUUGCGCAAGAACCUAGUCUGACUUCUCCCAACCCUCCGCCUUAAUUUUUACACAGAGCAAAGGGAGCAGAAGGACCAGAGGAAUUACCUGUAACAGUGUCCUUGUUGAUUAACAACUCAAUUUAACAGUGGCUGUUUCAUCGCACUAGCUUCCAAGUAAUUUUCUUGCAUGUAAAACAAUUUACUAAGUUAAUGAGUUGGCAACCAGCCACAGUCAAAGUGAAUCUAACUCAUCUAAUGUCAACUUUUUCAAUACUAAAAGAAACUUUUUUUGGUAGAAACGUUGUCACCAAAUAAGGCAAACUAAGCUGUGUCAUGAUAUGACCACAUCUUGACACCUGAAGAGUUUCCAACCAUGCAAGGGUUAAUGAAAAUAUGAACAAUUUAAUAGAGAAAUAUCUUAAAUUUAAUAAUUAUUGAUAAGUUUUGAUAGACUAUGUACAUUCACAUAUUUCUUUUGUGUGCUUUACUUGACUUAUUCACCAAUUAGGAAGCAUUUACCCUGAUAAAUAAUUGUUACGUACUGUGUCCUUCUUUCAAUCAAGGUGGCUUGGUGUUUGCAAAGCCAAUGAGAGAAAAGAACUAUGUAACCAUGAUGGAUCCUUUUCAGAUCAAGUAUGGAACAGUACUGACAACUGGACUGUGCCUGACUUCACUCCUACUUGAUUUGGUCUUGGUGCCUACAAUACUCAUCGGUUUAGGUACUACGUGUAGGCACUUCAUGUACAAAUAAUCAUGUUUUUAUCAAUGGAUUUAAAGUGACUAACUAUUUUUAUAUCUGUUAUAUCAGUCAAUAAUUGUUUCUGCCUCAUACGUGGAUAGAUUGUUUUCAAUGAAAAUGAACAUGUAAUACCAAACAAGGGUUGUGUAUUUUGACUGACAUAAUUGGUUUGACAGGAGGAACCAUGAGUGUGGUCCUGGAUUUACCCUUUGCUGUUUGCAUCUGGAUUUCUGCAGCGAUCGCUAUCAUCUACACUCUGCUAGGAGGUCUGUACUCUGUGGCCUACACAGAUAUCAUACAGCUUGCCCUCAUUUUCUUCAGUUUGGUGAGUUCGUCGUAGAUACUUCUGUAUUUAAAGAGUGACUGGCUUAUAGAUUUAAGGAAAUACUUGUUGAUGAGUCAUCUAAAAAUUGAAAAAGACACCUUUAAAUUUUUUUUGUUAAAUAUCUUCAUUUCUGUUUUCCUCUCUGCAGUUGCUCUGUGUUCCUUUCGUUUUGAUGAACCCUUUUACCCUGAACAUUAGCCAGACAUUGACGAACAACACCUUACAUGCUCCUUGGAUUGGUUCACUAGGACUGGACAAGGCCUGGAUAGUUAUUGAUAACUUCUUGUUCUUUGUAAGGAAGGAAUCAAAAGUCUUUUGGCUGAUUUAUGUCUCCCUGUUAUUUUUUUUUAUUUUUUAUUUUUUUCAGAUACCCCUAGAGUCAAGAUUAAUACCAUAAAUACUGAAGAGGAUGUUUCUAAUUUUUAUGUUUAUAUGAAUAUGAAUAUAAAGUUAAAUUUGUUUUCCCUUAAUAUGUAGGGAAUAUAAUAGGUAUUCCCUCUUAUCUGAAUUUGCUAUCAUGUUAACCAGUGGCAAAAAAGCAGGAUUUACUCCAUUAGGAUGCCAUAAAAGUGACUGAAUUAAUCAACUUACUGUUUAAUGUUGUAGGCACUUGGGAGUCAGGGUUAUCAGUGCUUCCACCAGAGAACUUUAUCAGCUUCUUCCUCCACCACAGCACAGCUCACAUGCCUGGUUGCUGCUUUUGUCUUUUUUCUGUUUGGGAUACCUCCCAUACUGCUUGGGGCAGCGGCUGCAUCCACAGGUAUUCAUUCAUCAUACACUGGACAAUGUUGUUUAUAAAAUUUGUAAAAAAAAAGAUUUUAGAAAUUAUAAAAUGUUGGCAAAGUACCCUCUUACUUUACGGUGGUCAUAAAGGACAUUUACAUUGCAAAAACACAUUAUGGCAAAUGCUACAGCAAGGCAUACUAACAAUGCCACAGCUUCACAAAACAACAUUUCAUUGUAAAUAAACAUUACUGUAGCAGAUCUCUAGGCUUCCAGAGGGCACCAAGUGAAACUGAUUCAUAUUGGACAUGAGAGACAGAAAAAGUGUUAAAAUUCUUGACUCCACUGGAUCACUUGAUGGUAAAACUUUACAAACUACUGUGUAUGAAACUGGACUGUAUCUCAGUGAUAUCACCAACUGGUUUCUGAAGCAGAGUUUUGUAGCCAACAGGUGGCAGUCGCCACAUUGUGAAUGCUGGUUCAGCCUAACAGGCAAAGGGAAAGAGUGAAGGGGGGCCCUCAGCCUCUUCUCUGACUUUUUUUUUUUUUUUUUAAAUCGUAAGCACGUUUGUUUGCUUUAAAGACUAGCUUUAUGAAUAGGUGUGUAUGGGAUUUUCACUACUUUUACAGCUGGCCUCAAGUGCACAUUUAAGGAACUGAAGUUCUUGGCACUUUUGUGCUGAUUGCUUGGCAAACUCUUAAUGCUUUACAGAGUUGGAAAUUAAACAAUAAUAGCAUAAACAGCAUUACAAAAAGAGGCAACUAAAAACAGCAAAAAAUUACUUUGGUAAUGUUGUGGUUCAUCCUGCGUUGUAGUCAGUGGUCACUCUGUACAUUUUCGUCUUCUGCCUUUCAUGUCUUAGACUGGAACCUGACCACCUAUGGGUCUCCAUCUCCAUAUGAACGUGGGGAAGCGGCUCUGGUUUUGCCCAUCUUGCUCCAACAUCUGACCCCCCCCUUCAUCUCCAUUAUCGGCAUGGGAUGUGUGGCAGCUGCCGUCAUGUCAUCGACUGACUCGGCUUUGCUCUCUGCGGCUUCUAUCUUCAGCUCCAACAUCUACAAGAACAUCCUCAGGCCUCAGGUGAGAAAAUACAAUGGUGCUUCAGUUUUAGCAUUGUCAGUGUCAAGAUGGGUAAACAAAGUAAAAAGUUGAGUAAGGAAGUUAUAAUAGCGAGAGAUGUAUUUGCCAGCAGGGUAGUCUUCUUCGCUGCUUACCUUUCAUCCUUUUUCUCUCCUCUUUACUCCAGGCGUCAGACAGAGAGAUCCAGUGGGUGAUCCGUGCUGCAGUGGUAGUAGUAGGCCUGGUUGGUACAUCACUCACCAGCCUGAAAAAUAGCGUCAUUUUGUUCUGGUUCCUUGGUGCUGAAGUGGCCUAUGUGAUAGUUUUCCCCCAGCUAAUCUGCGUCCUCUUCUUCAACAUCUCCAAUGGAUAUGGUGCUAUCAUGGGCUUUCUGAUAGGAGUAGUGUUGAGACUGCUCAGCGGGAACCCAACACUAGAGUUAACACCAGUCAUACACUUCCCAGGAUGCACUCUUGAGGAUGGCGUUUACGUCCAGUAUGCUCCUAUUAAGACCAUUGCCAUGCUGGCUGCUGUUGCUGCUAUCUUGUUUUUUUCCUACCUGACCUCACUGCUCUUUAGGAAAGGAUGGCUUCCUGAGAGGUGGGAUGUGUUCCAGGUGAAAAAUCAGCACUCCCCACAACGGCCAUCAACACAAGGAGGAGCCACAGAACAUGACAAGAAUGAGAAACUGAAUGGAAAAAACUCUCAGACUGAAGCAUCAGAGCCGAUGAUUAGUACCACCUGUUAGUAUUUUGAGUUUGCUUCGAUAUUUGUUUAUUUGGGACAGUAUUUAGAAAUAUACUGUCCCAAAUAAUAAGAGCUCUAUGCACAAUGCUUAGGAGAGCUAUACAUCCAAACCCCAAAGUAUCUUUUAACUUGUAAAAAAACAAACUUUACCCCAAGCAGAGAUUUUUUUGUAAAAUUUGAAAUAAAUAAUAUUAGCUUCUUGUCUCUAUGUUACAACUUGCAGAGGAAGUAGGAUUUAAACUAACAUAAUGUAAAGCAAUUUGAUCUAAAUCUACUGUCUUUGUCUCUCCCUCCUCCCUCUCUGCUGCCUGAGGCGUGAGAGGAAAGUUACAGAGAUGUAUAGGAUCCACGUUUUCAAAACAUACCCUUGAGCUUGAGUCACUACACGACUCAGUGAGAACAACCCUGAUCACAUGUGAUGAUGUAACUCACAACCUUUGAACAGAGUCAGAUUUUGUGCAAGAAAAACUACAGGAUAAACCUAAAGACUCAAACCUUCAGUUGUUGUCUACGUUUUCUCCUUCACACUUUGUCAUCCUUCGUUACUCUUGUGUUAAUGAUAUGCAAACAAUAUGCCCUCUUUUUGUUUUACCAUAAGUAAAGAAAAAAAUGUAGACUGUCAAGUAAGGGCUGCACCUCAAUAUGAUAAUGGGGAGAAGGAUUGGAAGGAUGGUAUGAAAGAGUAUAUUUAACUGUUUUGUACACCUAUAGUGUAAAAUUAGCUGGUGGUUAUCUUAUUUUUGAUCAUUGUUAUAAUUUUGACAUCUUUUUGACUGUGAAGCCUUUCUGUCUAUAAAAGUUGCUAUAUGCAUAAACUUGACUUACUAGUAACUUGUAAUAAAUAAAAGUCAUAAACCUGCAAAACAA